Messenger RNA from Tetrahymena thermophila SB210, 7740 nucleotides. RefSeq lists its product as hypothetical. The record is from RefSeq and is a predicted model, not a curated record. Lineage: Eukaryota; Ciliophora; Oligohymenophorea; Hymenostomatida; Tetrahymenidae. The transcript is spliced from 19 exons.
AUGGAUAAUAAGAAGUUAAAGGAAAUUGAUGACCUUAUCAAAGAUUACAAAAAAAAAGGAGAAAAAGAGAUAAUUGAGUAGAUUCUGAGCAAAAUAAAUAUUCUACCUCUAUAAGUUAAUGGGAUAUUAAUUAAAGAUAAUUGGUUGCCAGAAUUUGUGAAAAAUUUGGAUUCAGAUGAAUAAUAUUAGUAUUUGAUGUUUAUUGAAAGGGCAAUAUAUCUCGAGAUCAAUAAGAAAUUUAUCAGAAAAAUUCAAGAGAAUCCGAAGUCUGACGAAAGAAAAAACAUUGCAACGAUAGAGAAAUACUUCUAGACUAUCAGUUAAAUAAUUAUAAAGGAAAAGAUGGACGAUGACAAUAAAAAAUACAGCAAGUUUUUUUAAGAAGACAUGAGUAAAUUAAUAAUACCAAAAAAGCAUACAGACAACCAUAAAUAUGAUGUUGAAAGCUUAAAGCAAUUUAAAUUUUAAAAGAAGGCUAAAAGCUUUCUGGGCAUAGGCAAGGCUUCAAGAAUGAGAAAGGCAGAACUUCUUGAUGAAGGUGGUUUUCGAGUAGAGUCUAAGAAAAAGCCAGGAAAAAUAGAAUAUUUAUGGAAAGGGGAAGUUGUUUUCAGAUUUGAGUUUCAAAACGAAAACGGAGAAGAAUUUGAUAAAUAAAUGAACAAUCAAGAAAUAGAAGUCAAUAAUAAAAAGGCUUAAUAGGAUGAUCUUAAAAGAAAAGAUAGUAAAGCUAAAAAGAAAGAAAAUACUUUGAAAUGGGAAAUAAAAGAAUGCAAAAGAAGAGUAUUAAUCAAGAAAUCAGAGGAGAGUGAAGAUUGCUUUUAUGUCUACUUGCCAAGAGACAAUGCAGAAAAAGUUAUUUAUUUCUUGAUAUUUAAGAGAGCUGAAAGAAUUUUCAAUUAAAAAAAACUUGUGAGGCAAUUAAUAGAGAAAAAACAAAUAAAAACAUAAAAUGAUUAGAAAGAAGAAACACCAAAAAAUUAGAUAGAACAAGAGAAAAGCCUAAAUGGUAGUCAAAAAGAGAUAAAUAAUGGCAGCAAAAAGGAGAUAAAUUUAAAUGAAUAGAUUAAAGAAAUAACGCUUAAGGAUUAAAAAGUCGAUCAAGAGAACAAUUACUUGUUGAUUGAGAAAGAUUAUAGUCUUAAAUAGCUGUUCUCUGAUUGUAUUAAAAAUUUCAAAAUAAAAUUCAUUUAGUCUUGGUAUAAUUAAUAUAUGUCUCCUGCAACCAAGCAAUUAUAGAUAAAAAAGAAUAGCGUUGGUCAAAGUACCUUUCAAGAAUAGCCUUUGGUUUAAAUGAAAAGCUUUAAUUAGGGAAUAACGUCGACUAUAUCGUCAUCUAAUAGACAAAACGAAUAGCCCUUGCUGAAUAUAAUUGAAGAUCCCAACAUUGAAGAGCCUAAUUUUGAUAAUAUUUUUAAAAGACCAUUCAAGCAAAGCUCGCAAUAUAACUCAGAUAGCUUAGACGUAGAUGAUAGAAGUCUUAAGGAAAUAGAUAAGAAUUACAUUGAUCUCUUUAAGAAAACAGAUACAAAUCACCUUGAUUUGAGUAGAAUUUAGACUUAGAAAGAAAUACAAAUGCAAGAAAGUUUAGGCUUUUAAAAUGAUUACUUAAUAUAAAGAAAUGAAAAUAAAUAAUAAGUUUUAAUCUAAGAUGGAAAUAAAUUUGGAAAAAAGAAUUAAAAUGAAGAUAAAUAUAGUAAGUCAUAGCAACAGUAAUUCAAUUAAAGUUAAAAUUAUCAAAUAAAUGUUGGAGAAAAAAACUUGAAAGGAGAAAUUGAACAGAGUUCGGCAGGAGAAAAUAUUUAAUUAUCACCAAAAGUCUUGUAAAUUUUAGAACUAGAAAUUAUAUCUCCUGAUAAUGAACAUCCUCUUUAGAAAGAGUUUUUCUUGAAAUAUCAAUAUAUUUGUGAGCUGAGUAAUAGAGAAUAUGUUAUCCUUUUAAACAAAGACAACAUAAUUCCAAAUUAAGAGUUGAAACAAUUAAAUACAGGACCUGAAAUGAAUACUUUGGCUGAAAAAGGAAUCACCAAAUAUGUUUUAAAAGAUAAAAAGCCAUGCUAAUUUUCAAAUGUAAAAAUCAAACAAUUUAGUUCAAAAAAAAAUGGAAUGGAAGAAAUUAAAUUUGAAGAGAACAAUUUCACUUUCGAAAUUUGUAUAAAAACAAAAGAACAACAAAAUGACAAAGAGGUUGAGCGUGAGUGGGGCAGCUGCAAGUUGCUGUAUAAUGAACAUCUGAAAGACUACAAUAAUUCUAACAAAAAGAAGAAAAAUAUUGGAAGAGAUUUUUGGCUCACUUGCUAACUUAAAGAUCCAUAAAAUAAUAAUGGAAACACAUACUUUGCCUAUUUGCAUGUGAGUGUAUUUCAAAAUGAUUAAAACUCGUAUUACGAUUAUCUUCAAGAAAGAAUCAAGAAUUAAUUGCAUUUGAAAUGCCCAAUGUUUGAUGAAAAGGUUUAUCUGCCUUACUUUAAUCCAGAGCAAAUUGAACUUGCAUAUGGAUUAUUACAAGUUUUUAAUUGUGAAUGGAACUUUUUAGAUCAUUAUAAAUUCUAUCAAAUUUAGACAGAUAUCCCUAGAAUAUUGCAUAACAACAACAUUUAAGCAGAUAAUUUGAAAUCAUUUUCUGAAUACUAAGCUAAUAUAAGAACUUUUUAUCAUUUUAUGUACAUCAGCGAAACAACAAAACUGAUGAUUUAAUCUAAACUCCAUAACUAAAUCUGGGUACAGAUGGAAAACUGCAUUAAUGGCAAUAGAAACGAUGUUGAAAUUUUGAAUGAUUUUCAGGCUAUGUGCAAAGAAGGAAUUCCUCUAUAAAAUAGAUUUUAAACUUGGUACGAGCUCAGUUAUUUGAUUGACAAAAUAGAAAAGUCUUAUUAAUCUUUGACUAAUUUCUGUUAAAAUAUCACAAAUUUAAAGGAUGAUUAUGCUAAAUUAAAAGAAAUUUAUGACAAAGAAAUUGACAUUGAAGCAGCAGAAGUCAAAAAAAAACUCAAAAUGAUAGUCUAAAAUAGCCAAGAUUACCGUAUUCUCAUCAACUCUAUUAAAGAAAAAUCUAAAAAGUAAGGCAUUAAUGCAGCUCUUAAGAGCUACGGAGUCAUCAUAGAUAGCAACCAGAAAGAUAAACAAGAUUACAUCUUCUAAAAGAGAGAAGAUUUCUAUUGUUAUAUUAAGAGAAUAAGUCAUUAUCACUGUGUGCACAUAACUCCUCAUUUAUUCUUAGAUUUAAGUAAAAGACUUGAAAACAGUUUCAUUAAAGAAACAACAUUUGAAAGAUUUAACCAAAUCAGUCAAAUUGUGAAAGAUUUAAUUUUCCUAGAGAGCUUAAGUUUUGAUAGAAGGGUUUAAAAUUUACAAAAAGGGAAGGUUGAAGACAAGGAUAGAAUGGUUGAAAUAAAGAAAAGAAAAAUCUAAAGAAAGAAAUAUUCUCUAGAAAAAAUAGGAAUUCCAAUGAUAAACUACCAUCAAGGAUUAAUUGACAUAAUAGAUAAACUGAUAACAUUGAAUUAAACAAGCAAAAUAAGUUAAAAUCUAAUAGAUUUUAAAGUCAUUUUACCUGAUGUAUUUUGGACUCUUUAUUGCUUUUAUAGACACUGCUUGAAAUACUACAUUUGCUCCAAAUACAGAGCAAAAGAAAUAAUCGAUGAUCUUUUUAUAUUAAACUUUUGCUUGAAACUUUAUAUAAGGGAGCUUUGGGAACAUUUAGACUCUUUAUAUAUAAAUACAGAUUUUCUGUUUGAGAAGGCUUUUCUUUCUCUUUACUCAAAUCUAUUUUCAAGAGAGCUUUUGUUCAGAAUCUGGGAUGUUAUAUUCUUAGAGAUAUCGAGACAGUAAAUAGAAAUCAGCUUUAUACUAAUAGCUAUAGCAAUGGUGAUACUUUCAAAGCUCAAGAAUGCUCUCAGUCAUGCUAAUACAAUUGAAGACAUUAUUUUUCUCAUUCAAAAUUACUGCAAUUUCGAAGUGAACAUAAACGAAUUUGUCGAGUUGAUCUAUAUAUGGAUUGACAAAUUAUUCCUUUAAAAAGACAACAAUUAAGAGUAAUUCGAUGAUGAUUAUUUGCAAGAAAAAAUAGAAUUCCAAGAAACAGUCAUGGAACAAUUCUAUGUAAAAUAUAGCGUUUGCAAUAGCUUAUUCAGAGAUUAAUAUCUCUUUCAAAUGAAAAAUAUCUGCUUUUAGAAGCUUUAUCAAAAUUACUUAAAAAUGAAGCAAGACUUGCAAAUAAUAUACGAAAAGAAGUAAGCAUAAGAUUAAGAAAUAGUAUACCAUCCACUCUACUAAGUUUUGACAAACAAUCCACAAAUAAUACACUUAGUUAUUCACUCAUUUUCAGCAAAGCUCUCUUUCAACAAUAAAAUAACAAUUACAUAUGAUCGUAUUUCUAAAGAAAUCUUUGACGGAUAUCUCUCAUUUAAAAUCGAUCUAUUGAAAUUUUAAUUGAAACAAAUUUUGGGAAGCAUCUAAAUUAGAAUUUAGGAUGAAUAGAAAGAAUACUUUGGACAAAUUAACCUAGAUAAUUUAUUUUAUGAUCAGGCAAUCAAAUUAAAUGUUUUAGUUCAUGAAAAGACUUAAUUAUCUGGUAAAUCUGCUUAUAAACCUAUUGGCUACUUUUUGGAAGUUAGCGUUUUGUUGUAGACUUGCAAUACUUUUAAUUUGAAUUAUUCUUAAACUCAAAGAGUGUCUUUUGAUUAUUUCAAAAACUUAGGAAAGACUAUAACCGAAGAUCAGAGAAAUAUGAAAUAUGUGGUUAACUAAGCAUAGGUUGGAAAGGGCAUAUUGGUUUACUAUCCCUCAUACUCAAACAUGAUGUUUUAUGAUGAACUUGCUAAAUCAGAUUUGAACUUAAAAUUAGACACUUGCAACUAUAAUUUACUGACUUUCUGGAAGAUUAAUUCAACCGUUCCUUUAGAAUAAGCGUUAUCACUUAUUGACGACCUAUUCCCUUAAUAGCUCAAAAAAGAAGAGAAGGAACAACUACUAAGAUAUUUAGUUAAUUUAGAUGGCUAAUUUUACGUCUUAGAUCUUUUCCUCAUUUGUAUUUUAUAUGCCUAAGAGUGCUUUACAACUAAAGCCUCACUCAUUUUCAAGUAUUUGAACUUCUUUGAAAGGAGAAGAAAAGAGAGCGAUAUAUCUGAUAUUACUGUAAAGUCCUUUUUAGUUGCUUUUUAUGAAAGAGUUCAAUACUAUUUUCCAUCGCAUUAGUUAAUAAUUUUAGAAAAUUUUAUAAAUUCAAAGGCUAGUUCUUAGAUAAAUAAAGUUAUGUACGAAUACUUCAAAGGGAAAGAGAAUUUAACUAGCUACUUUAGAUAAAACAUAAUUGAUAAAGUUUUUGAAAAGAAUUUAAGCUUAAACAUAGAUUUAUCAAAUCCUGAUUUUUUGAAGCAUUUGUAUGAAAUAUUGAAAACAUGUAAAAUCAUCUAUUAAGGAAAACUCAUUGUGGAUUAUCAGCUUAAAAACAUGAAAUUAUAAAAGUAGUUGAAAAUUUUGAUAGACCAAAAGAAUAAAACAUGUGUUAUUGAUACUUUCAACUCUCAAAUUAAUGAAGUGAUUUGCAAAUAUAACGAAGGAAGUAUUAAUUUAAAGGAUUCUUUAGAUAAAAAUAUCUUAAACUAAUGCUUAGAAAGGACAUAAAUGAGUGAUAAAAAAGCAAGUUCAAACAUUGAUUUCUUAAAAAAUGAAGAAUUGAAAAAGUUGCUGUUUCAAAAGCUUCAAAAAUACUAAAAAGGGAAACUAACUUUUAUUUACCAGUUAGAAAAUUAGUUGAGAUCAGAAGAAUACAAUAUAUUGAUUGAUUAACAGAAUAUUAGCACAUUAGAAUAAGAAACUGAGUUAUCAGAAGUUACUUACUAUUUCAAUGAUAAGGAAAAAUUAAAAAUGCUAGAAGAUUAUAAGUCUUUAUUGCUUGAAAUGAUUGAAAAAGAGAAAGAUUUCAAUAUUAAUGACAUAAAGAAGAUAUUAGAAAACAGAUUGAAAGAAUUAAAAGCAGAUAAAAAUGAUAAAAAUGGAAUCUUGGUUAUUGACUAUAAAAGCAAGACUUCUAGAAGAAGAGAAGAAUAUAAAUUCUCAUUUGAUUAAUAGGGAAAUGCUAAAAUUAUAAAUUUCAAUACACAAAUAAAUGAUAUUAAAUUCACAUACAGAGAGGGAGAAAUAAAAUUGACAUAUUUCUUUUAAUAAGAAAUUAUAGAGCAAUAUUUUUAAAAAAACCUUUCUCUUCAAAUAGAUUUUACUGAUAAAUUACUUAAAACUCUUUAUUAAUAAGUGAAAGAUUACAUAAAAGGAACGAUAAUCAUUGACUACACACUUAAGGAUUGUUCAAGAAAGGAAUAAUUCAAAAUUUUAAUUGACUAAAAUAGAUAGACUUGUUUUCUUGAAGAAACUCUCAGUCCAAAAAUUAAUCAAAUAUGUUACUAUCCUUAAAAUGAAAAAAACUUAGAUUUUACUGAUUUUUUUAGUCAGGAAAGCUUUAAAAAAUUUUUUUAUAGCAAUCAAAUACUUAACAUAGAUUUUUCUAACCCAGAUUUAUUGAAGUAUUUGUAUUUGAUUCUCAGUAAGAAAAAAUAACUUAAAAAAGGAGAGCUAGUUAUUAAAUAUGAACUAAAAAACUCAUUAAUUGAAUAAAAAUACAAUAUUUAAAUAGAUCUCUCAAAUAAAACUUGCUUAAUUGACGAUUUUUCCCCUCAAAAAAUUGUUAAAAAGGUUAUCCUUCGAGAAAAAAAUGAAGCUCUUAUCAAAAAAUUGCUUUAAUAGCAAAGUAAUUUAAUAAACUUUGAAGUCUAUGAUACUUAUAAUGAAGUUUAGUUUAUAGAUUUGCUAAAUUAGAUGCCACUUGCACCUUUGCUUUUGACUAUAAAGAAUAUAUUCAGUGAAACUCCUCUUGCUUUAGAGGAGAAGAAACAAGAUAUAAGAAAUUUGUGUCGCAACCUUAAUGUGAAGCUAAAUCUUGAUCUGUAAAUAAAUGAUGCAAAUUAGAAAGAUAUCAACAAUGUAUUUUAAGUAAGAGAUCUAUUAUAUGAAUAAAAGAAAGAACACUUAAUGUUUAAGGAUGAAACGUAGUGCAAAGACUACAUUUUCUUACCAAAUAUAAAUAUGUAUACUCCUUUGUCAAACAUUAUAUCUAACUUGAUUAAGAGUUUUAGUCAUAAUGAGUAAAGGGCAAAGACCUACAUUAAAUUAAACUAGAAAAAUAUUUCUAUUUAAUAAUUAAUUAAAGUCUGCAAAGUUAUCAAAGUUGAUAAAAAUUAAUUAUAAGAAAUAGCUGAUCUAAACUAGUCUUUAUUUUAAAUUGACAACCAACCAAAAAUUUUAGACAACUAAAUUCUGAGUGUUAACAACAAAAGUGAGUGCUUUGAAUAAAUCCCUUUCGAAUAUAAAUUGGUUCUAAGCAUUAACUUAGAAAAAGCAGAUUAAAAAGCCAAAAUAGAGUUUAAAGACAAAUUAGACUUAAAUGCUAAAAAUGAUCAAAACUUUAAACAAGAAUUAAUUUAAAAAGCAGAAUAAAUAGAGUCAAUUGAAAUAACAGUUCCAAAAAUUUUCUGCAGAUAUUAGUUUUAGAAUGUUGAGAAGCAGCCUAGUUUCUUUCCUGUGCUAAAUAUAGAAUCACAAGCAGAAGAAAGAGCUGAAAAAAAAGAAAAUUAAAUGCUUGCUUCACUAUAAUUGUAACCAGAUGAUAAAUUUAUUGUCACUAAAGAUGACUUGAGAGAUAUUUUUGUUACCAAAAUUGUUAAUAAAUUUGUCAAAGAGUUAAAAUGA